UUGAAAAAUCAUUAAUGAUUAUUAAUGGAAAAAUGGCAUUUCUAUCUGUUUACCAUGUUUAUUAAAAUAGCAUGUCCUAUUUACCUUUUUGUUAAUGUCUGAAUUUUUCUUAAGUUGACAUUUCUUCUAGGCAUUGUAGUAUUCCAAAUACUCAUCAAAUUCAUAUUGGAUCUUGAUUUAUAAAUGAUGGGAUUCAGAAAUUAAUGGUGUUAGCAUCAUGAAUCUUAUUAAUUGUACAAAGUUAUUAGUAUAUCUUCAAUAUUGAAAAAUAUUGUUUUUAUAGAAUGCAUUUUUGCACAAUAUUCUGUUAUAGUCUUUUUUUUAAAGGUUGGUUAGGACAGAGCAAAACUGGCUAUCAUGAGUUUCCCUUGCAAGACAACUUCUGAUAAAUUUACUAAGGAGUUCAUUCUGGAAAACACAAUGCAUACUCCCUUGAGUUUCAACAGCCCAGAAUUCUGUAAUAGCAUAAAAAAAUUGAUUAAUUCUAAUUUUGGAGAGUGAUAUUUGAAAUGGUUGGACCUUGAUACUUUAGGAGGAAGAGGUGUCUGAGUUGGAAGAGAAUUUAAAGACUAAUAAGUUAAAAUGGCAAUGCUAGAGACAGUGUCACGUGCUAGAUUGAUAUCCCUUGUUAUCAUGAAAUUUUGGGAGGUAAUUGUGGAGAUACUUAGGUUGCAUGAAAGCUUCCUAUCCCUACAUUUUAUUUGUUAAGUAAUCGAAUCCAACAAAUUUCCAGAUUUCAUCCAUAGCAAGGAACUGGAGUGCAUUUCGAUUUUAAGUCAAUAAGUGUACCAAAUAGGGUGUACAAUAUUUUCUUGAUAAUCUUUGUAACCCGAUUAAGAAAGGUGCUUAGGAAGUUGAUCUUUUACAGCCAAAAUUGCUCUUAAAUGGCAGGCAGUGUUGAAUCAUUUUUAUUCUGGACUGUUAGUGUAUCCGAAUUGGAAAUAGAAGUAGCUUUUAGGGUUUUAUUUGCAAAAUGGACUAGGCAAAGGCUAGUGUGAUGUUCAACAAGGAGAUGCCGCCCAUAUAUCUUCUGACAAUGUUUCUGCCCAAAAUUGGGAUAUGUGAACUUAAAAGUUAAAACUACAUCAGGAUAACCUUCUUCUUAAUCUUUAUUGAAGAGACUUGCAUAGAUGUUCUGAUUUUAGUAUGGUUUAAGGAGAUAUUCUCUCUCCCAUCUUUUUAUGCUGGUGGCUAGAAGUUUAAUUAGAUAUGUGAUGAAGCACAAAUGGUAGUUGUGUUAUGUUUAACUUUUCAUUCAGACAUGGUUAGAGGUACAGAUGGUCUGGAAAGACCCAAAUCUGGUUCAUACUUGAAUUGGACAUGGCCCAUACUGAAGUUCAGACUCAUGGGUUUUAAACCAAUCUAAGACUUACACUCCAUUUAAUUUAGGAUAUAGAUCAUGCCAAUGGACAAGGAUAUGGUAGAUCUGAAUGGACCAACUAGACUCAAUAAACAGAGACGCGGCCCAGAUCUCUUAACUGAGAAUGACCCGGACCUGACACAAACAGAGAUGCAACACUAAACCAACCUGAAACUCCAACUGGAUGGGUGAUAUGGGGAUUUGGAUCUUAGAUGUGAAGCUAACUCAUGUUAGAUCUGACUUAAGCUAGAGCUAGACCCACUUGACCCAAUUGCAACCCUAAGUAGGGGUCUCAAAUUAGCAACUUAUAUGUGGAUGGUAGCAAUAAUUUUGUCUUUGUAUGUUGUAGAGUUGGGCAAUUGCAAACCAGCAUUAAGUUCUACAAUAAAAUUGGAGAAUUUCCUUUGCUCCGCCCUCAAUCAUCUCUUAUAAUUAAGCUCUUAGAGAAGAGGACGAUGUUGUAGAAGAUUUAUGACAAACAUUGUUGUACAUCAUGAGGAACUCAGGAUGUUGACAAACAAAAGACACCAGAUUACCUUUUGCAUUAUGAAGUGCUUUACUUACUAUAACUAGGGGUGCAAGAUCUGAGCCAAGUGAAGUACUAAUUUGCUCAUCUUGGCUCAUUACAUGAAAGGCGUAGUUGAGCUCAAGUAGAGUUUGACAAUAUAUUUUCAAGCAAGGACUCAUUUGUAAAUUGAACUGGGUUUGAAAGAGAUUGUUAUCCAGCUGAUCCAAGCCAAAGUGAGCUUCUGUUUAUUUUUGUAAGGCUGAAGUGUUCAAGAUCAGCUUUUUUCUGAGGUUAGCUUCAAAAGUUGAUGGAACUUGGCUCAUUUCCUAGACGAAUGAGAUGAACCUAUUUGCAAGCUGAGCCCGAAUUGUUCACGAAUAGCUAUUGUUUGCAGCCCUAUUUUUAACAAAGUCCAGAAACAAUCUCUUGCAUUAAGGGAUCUGGAUUAAUUUAUGAAAAUCAUUCAAGGGAACGUGUAUUAAUAGAGGGCACAUUAUUGGAUAAUAAAUGCGGAAAUAGUAUUACUGUAGCAAUGCUUUAUAGGCAUCCUUUUGAAACAGAGGCUAACUCAUUUUGAAGUUGAUUUUACCUCCUGGUUUAACUGGAAAAAUGGAUGAAAUGAGGGGGAAGGAAAGGAGGGGGGAGAGCGAACCCUAAUAGAUGGUGGUGUUUCCUGCUGCAUGUUUGAUUUUUUUUUUUUUUUAAAUAAAAUCGCUGCCUUCACAACCAUCAAAAUGCAAUACAAGGGUGAGCGCUGAUAUUAGGAAAUUCUCUUUGCUGCGUUAUAUAGACUUAAAUAAGUUAUACAAAAGAAAAACUUGUCAUGUAUUUGUUGAGGUACUUUAUUGGAUGUCCUUCAUGUAAGAACUGUCUUUUUGCUGCAUCGAUCACUUUCAUCAAUCUCUUCAAUUUGUCAUGUUGUUAGCUUUUUGACCGAGUUGCCAUUUUCUUGGACUUGUCAUGUUGACAUGCUUUCUAGUUUUGCUUCUCUCCUUUGUCAAGUUUGUGCUGAGUUCAUCGCUAAAUAUCUUGACAUCCAUGUUACAUGGACUCGGCUACAGGUGUGGUGAAGACAGUGUACCUAGAUGCAAGACAAAUGUGGUACAAUUAAAGAUUCCAAUGAAAACCUUACAAUAUCUGAAUCACAUUCACAGCCCUCAUUUGCAUCUCAGUUUCUCCAUAAAUUACAGAGCAAGGCAGAUGCUGCACCUAACAAGAACUUGAGAGAUAUUAGUCUAAACAAGUGUGGAAGUUCAAGGGAAGUUGAAUGCCCAGUGCAUGAGAGAAGACAGCCAAUUAGGAUAUCAUCACAACCAGCUAGAAUGUCUUCCAGAGAUUCACCUUUCCUGUGUGCUAGCACCCUUGCCAGCAAAGAUGAACAAAGAUCUUCAAAUGGUGAUCUCAAGUCUUUGGAAUCUUUUAGCACUUCCCAUUUGGGGGAAAAGCUUUCCAACCUUUCUUCUAGAAAGAGGAGAGCUUCUGAUACUAGAGAUUCAUUGGAAUUGAAGUCAAAAAAGGUUCAGGAGGUAGUUCUCUUGGAUGAAGAAGUACAACCUGUACAGCCAAUGCAAAUAGAUGACCCUGAUAAAUGGAAGGAGGCAAAAAUCUAUUAUCCUUUGAGGGAUGAUCCUGAAUCUGUUGAGAUUUCUUAUGCAGACUUAAAAUGUCUUGAACCUGAAUCAUAUUUAUCAUCACCCAUAAUGAACUUUUACAUUCAGUACCUCCAAAGGCCAGUUUCCCCGAUGGGUAGACCAAGAGGGGAAUACUAUUUUUUCAACACAUACUUUUAUAGGAAACUUGAGGAAGCUCUGUCAUGCAAGGGUGAUAGGAAUUCAUGUUUCUUGAAAUUGAGGAGGUGGUGGAAAGGCGUAAAUAUAUUUCAAAAGGCGUAUAUUUUCUUGCCAAUACAUGGAGAUUGGCACUGGAGCUUGGUGAUUAUUUCUAUACCAGCAAAAGAAGAUGAAUCUGGUCCCAUUAUACUUCAUUUGGACUCGUUGGGGAUUCACAGUAGUAAUUCAGUUUUUGAUGUUGUUGGAAGAUAUUUAAAAGAGGAAUGGAACUACAUAAAUCAAAAUGCUUAUCCUCCAGAUGUUCCAAUUUCAGAAAGGAUAUGGAAAUAUCUUCCCCGAAGGAUUGAGAAGAAAAAAAUUAAUGUUCCUCAGCAGAAAAAUGAGUACGAUUGUGGCCUAUUUGUACUUUACUUCAUGGAGCGAUUUAUUGAAGAGGCUCCUGAAAGACUUAGAAAGAAAGAUCUAGCCAUGUUUGGUAGAAAGUGGUUUCAACCUGAAGAUGCUUCUGGCUUGAGAAAGCGUAUACGGGAUCUGCUUCUUGAAGUAUUUGAGAGCGCUAAGAUGGAGAAUGGCAGAAUCGAGCCAGCAACAUCCUCUGGUAGUUCCCCUGAACUGUGAAGAUGACUGCCAGCAAUGCUUUGAACCUUUGGUUCUGCUUUGGAUGCCCAAUUACUGGAUCCCGGGAUAAUUCCCAGGGUAGGGAUAUGGGGCAGGGCUUAUGUACAGGAAUGGGUGAGGCCUAUGGACUUAACAAUCCAAAGAUUCUAGGACCAUGAACUCUCCCUUCCGCUGAUGUCUUCUCACUGGGCUCCCCCUUGUUGGAAGAAAACAGUGGGCGUGGCAAUAUUGCUCUUGGAGAAUGUGGAUCAUACAGUUGAGCAACAGUUGCUGCAUGAGUCCAUUGUGGUCGGACAAAUUAGCCGCUUGGCAUAAGCGUAACCACCCAUGUAUAUGGAGCUGGGUCAAAGCUUAUAGAGGAAAUGAUGUGAACAUGUUUGAUAAAAGCUGCAAAACUAAUUCUCUUUGGUGUCUCUGCUCAUGAUUGUGUUGUAAUAGAAUUGAGCGAAGCUGCAGCAUAAAUAUGAUUGACAGCCAUCGCUGAGCCGGUUGAGUAACUUGAUUGCACCUUUUUUCUCCUUUGCUAGAUUUGGUUGGGAUGGCUUUUUGGCUUCCAUCCUCACGAGAUAUAGUUUGUAAAGUGAAAAUCCUGAUAGGAAUAUGUACAGUCAGUGUAUAUGGGAUGUUUAAAACUAAUGAAGCUUUAUAGCUGCUCAUAAAACCAUUCCAUUGAUCU
Messenger RNA from Phoenix dactylifera (date palm), 4952 nucleotides. Lineage: Eukaryota; Viridiplantae; Streptophyta; Magnoliopsida; Arecales; Arecaceae. The record is from RefSeq and is a predicted model, not a curated record.